UUUAACACAAUUAAUAUUUCUAUAUAGUAUUAUAUUGCUCAUCCAAGAUCAUUUUAUCGUGUGUCAGACCGACAUCCCCAGACGCGAAUGUAGGAUAAUGCUAUUAAUGGUUUGUUUAAACUUAAACUUAAAGGGAGUAAACAUUAUGUGUAAAAGUCCAACAUCCUAAAUAUUGAACUUGACACGAGUGAAUAACCUAGUACACACUGACAGGACAGAUUUAUGCACAACUAACAAUGCCUGAUUUUCUAAGGAUUCUCGUGACGAAGGCGGCGUCACCCACAGCCUAUCAUUUGUUACCGAUGCUGGCUUCUUGCGACAUCACUCAAGGACAGCGAAUAGAAUUGAUAUUAUGUGACUGCAUUGAUGCCCAAGAAGACCUGACUGGUGUAGCUAUGGAACUAAAGGACUGUGCAUUCCCAACGUUAACAUCUGUGAUCCUGACCAGCAAUUUUUGCGAAGCUUGUAAAAGUGCUGACGUCAUCAUUGUGCUACCGAGCACUGGUAGCAAUGGAAACAAAGAAGUGGAGAUCAGUUACAGUUCAUUAAAUCAAGUAGACUUUUCAAGCCUAGAUACUGUCAUGCACCCUACUGUUGUGUCUAAAACGGAAACAGCCAAGGUACAUUGUAGAGGACCUAUGUCUACAGCGUGUGCCAUAGCCAAUUGUAUGACACAAAUAAUCACAGAUAGUGUGAAGGCAAUUGAGAGGGAAAUUGAAGCACGCCAUGAAGAAGCUGAGUUCGGUUGUCCACCAGAUCCGACAAUAGAAGACAUAAUAUUAACACAUUGUGAUUAUCACUUCGGAGCCAUCAGUAUAGGUGCAAGAACACUAGUUGUAUUUGUGUCUUCUAGUGAUGUAAAUGACAUCGAAUGUAUGGACGAGGAUAACUUUGAAGACAAUCAGAUUUACACACAAGUGUAUGCAAGACUGUAAUUUAGCGCUUGAUAUAUGUUUAUGUAUAGAAUAGAAUUACCUGUAAAAGAAUAUUGUUAACUCUUUAACAUGUACCUUCCAAGCCUCUUUAACUUGUAACAGAUAAAAAGACAUUCGAAUGGAGAAUUUGAUAAUUGCACCAUUUAAAAAGUUUAUGAAUGAAAAAGGAUUCAUCAAGUCACUUACAUAUUUGAGCCGUGCCAUGAGAAAACCAACAUAGUGGGUAUGCGACCAGCAUGGAUCCAGACCAGCCUGCGCAUCCGCGCAGUCUGGUCAGGCUCCAUGCUGUUCGCUUUUAAAGCCUAUUGGAAUUGGAGAAACUAUUAGCGAACAGCAUGGAUCCUGACCAGACUGCGCGGAUGCGCAGGCUGGUCUGGAUCCAUGCUGGUCGCAUACCCACUAUGUUGGUUUUCCCAUGGCACGGCUCAUUUGUUGGUAUUUAUUGGCAGUUGUUUGAACAGCUAAGCCGGAUUCUUGAUAAAAUUGUAUGUACUUAAACUUUCUAUGUGUUCUGGAUUUCAACCUGAACAUUUGUAUGCCCACCGUUGAAAUAUUUGCAGAUUUCAUAAAAAUAAAUCGCAAGCAAAUUUCAAUGCGUAAUAUUCAAAACGAAGUGCAUGAAUAUUUCUCACUGAGAAAUACUUGCAUCUGUACAUAAAGAUCACGUUUUGGCUUCAAGUCCCAAGCAUGGUCUCUGCUGCAAAACCAACUCUGAACAUACAUCACCUCUAUAAACCACAAGUUUCAUUCCCACAGUGAACAUUUUACUUUUAUUUUAGACCGUAAAUAAAGCUGACCGUCGCAAAAAAAAAUCAUUUUUAAGCUUUCCGAGCAUGGACAGACCAAUUGAACAAAGACCUACUUGAUAGCUCCGUUUCCAAAUUUAGUAUUUCAGUUUAUGUUAACCUUUAAAUGAAGACCGCCUCCAAUAAAAACAACUUUUUGGCUUUCCCAAGUAUUAUCUUUAAUGAAAGGAACUACCUAGCUCCUUAAAUAAACAAAUAGGAAUAUUGGCAUCCUACAAUAACUGUCGUACCAUUCUGCUAUCGCUUUUCUUUACCUUACCAUAGUCAUUCUACUAUCCUAUCAUUGCCACUCUGCUACCCUGUCAUUGUCAUUCUACUCUCCUAUCAUCGCCAUUCUACUAUCCUGUCAACGCUAUUUUACUAUCCUAUCAUCGCCAUUCUACUACCCUAUCAUUGUCAUUUUACUCUCCUGUCAUCGCCAUUUUACUAUCCUGUCAUCGCUAUUUUACUAUCCUAUCAUCGCCAUUCUACUAUCCUAUCACCGCCAUUCUACUGUCCUGUCAUCGCCAUUUUACUACCCUAUCAUCGCCAUUCUACUAUCCUAUUCUCGCCAUUCUACUAUCCUGUCAUCUCCCUUCUACUUUCCUAACAUCGCCAUUCUUCUUUCCUAUCAUUGCUUCAUCGCCAUCCUACAAUCCUAUCAGACCUGGGUCUUGUGCCGUGAUAUUAUCUUUAGAUUAUGUAGUGAAUAUAACGAACGUAUUUGCUAAAUGAAUAGAUUUACUGUAGCUGUCUAUAUACGCAUUGACGGUCGAGGCGCAGACCAAGGCCGAAACGUUAGUGAACAAACAUCUGUUAAGUCUUCGAAAUGGAGGCUUCCUCCCAAGUUUUUCUCUUAAGUUUUUCUUCUCCUUAGUAUCGGGAUUACUCUCUGACUACCCUUAUACCUAUAAAAUCCCAGUGAUGACUCAAUAGUAGAGCGCCUUUUAGUCUUGCGCGGAAGGCCUAUGUUCCACCAUGAGUGGGCCAUAACGAUAACUUUAUAAACUGGUACUUGUAGGUUCCUUGCUUAAUGUGAUAGGUCUAUAACUAGCAAGCCCGGUAUAAGUAUGACAUUAUGUGUGUUUCAGUGAGGGAUCAUCAUAAAGAUGGACUUGGUGUUUACUGCUAAAAGUAGACACUGAGAAAUUGUGAACCCGAACAUUAAAUAACUAAUGCUGUUGGCACUGGGUAUUAAAAUUGCGACUCGGCAUCAUUUUUGUUGCUUUCUUCUUUACCCCUACCACACAAGGAACGACACGUCUUUUAAUAUUUCCUGUUCUCGUGUGUGCAAUCAGCAGUCUUUAGAACUUUCAUGUAUUCGUGUCUUCAGGAAAGAUUACAGAAUUGUUGCAAAAUACACCAGGGCCCAGUUGUUUGAAACCUUAACAGGCGAUUAAGCUAACGGUUGAUUAACUUUUAGGGCUAUUUUUCGGCGUUUCAGAAGACUUUGAAAAACAGAUGUAUGAAGUAAGAAUUUUGAACACUGGAAAAUCUUUACAAUAAAAUCAAAACAUCAUACUAGAUUGUCCCACCAAGUCAAGUAUUUUGAAUCAAAAUUUAACCGGAGGUCAGUUUAACAGCCAGUUAAAGUUUCGAAUAACCGGACCCUGGCUGGUAACUCUUUAUAUCCUAUGUUUUUGCUUAUUACGUAAAUUACAUUAGUAAUCACCUACUUACAGUUAAUUAAGAAUGAUUGCAGUAUAGCUUUUUCAAUCUGAUUGGUAGCAGCGCAUAGAUCGUGUACUUCAGUCAAAUUGACCUUUACUCAUUAUUGGCGGAGAAUUUGAUACUGCUGCUUUUUGGUACGGAGAGGAGAGCAUAGUUCUGUUAAAUAGACCAAAACAAAAUAAUUAGAAAACAAAUCUAUUUGCGUAUUUGCACUCAGUACGUAGACCGCAUGUUUCAUAUAUAACAGUUGAUUGUUCUUCAUACCUUAUACUGUGACAUUUACUAUUGCAGUUGUAAGAUGUGGCAUACGGAGCGUGUGCUUGACGGAACAGAAUGGACUGCGGGCGGCAAGUUAUAUAUAUAUUAUGAGUAGGCAGAAUUAUUGGACAUAUAGUUCACAAAAAAUAAAAUGGAAGUGGGGAAUUCUAGGAACGUGAAAAUGCUCAAUAAAGCCACAGUUUACAGCAAAACCACAAUUCAUCCAUUAUUUUUACACUCGCACAUUAACGCGUCCAAGGGCGGAUCCAGGGAGCGGCCCCCCCCCCCCCCCCCAAAAUCGCCGGAGCAUAGGUAAUUUGUCUUUUGUUCUGGGUGAAAAAAAGUGCAAAAUAUACAUUUUUUCUCGCUCGCUACGCUCGCAUAGGUACUUAUCUUUUGCUCUGGGUGAAAAAAAGUGCAAAAUAUGCAUUUUUUUCUCGCUCGUAUAGGUAUUUAUCUUUUGUUCUGGGUGAAGAAUAUGAACUAUUUAUUUUUUCUCGCUCGCUACGCUCGCAUAGGUAAUUUGUCUUUUGUUCUAGGCAAAAAAAGAUAUAAAAUAUGCAUUUUUUCUUGCUCGUUACGCUCGCACAAUAAAAAUCCAACAAAGUUUGCAUGAGCUCCUAUAACGCUCUUACCAUUUGUACAAUAUGUUAAUAGCCCUUGGUAACCCCUCUCCAUAAAAAAUCCUCAGAUAUCCAAUCGGGCUAAGAAAUUCCAUUCUGAGAUACUUACGCAAGAAUAAGUCUGGUAGGGGAGACCGGGGAUAGUUGUUACAUGGGGUAGGUUGUUACAUUGCGAAUAUUGAAGUGGUGACGCAUCAUAUAAAGUCACAGAUUAUGCGUGUUUGUUAGUUUUAAAAGUCGCCAUCUUUUACGGAUGCGUUGUUUAACUUGGUGACAGUUAUUUGAAAAAUAGAACAAAAAGCUAGAUUUUGGGCCACGUAAGUAAAUUUUCGAGUUUCUCAUACAUUUUUGGUUCAUGUGCACACUUGAAAUAUAUAUAAAACUUUAAAAAUGUUGUUGGACUAAGCAAGGAAUUGUGCUAAAAAUCGUAAAAUCUCAAGAGGUUACAUGCUUUCUCUGAGUUGUCUACCUUAGAUAUUGUCACGUGUUGUGGAGUCGGGGCAUGUUGUUACAAUUAGUGCGGGGCACGUUGGUACAUACUACCAGUUGACCCCAAAGAGAAGAUUCACAAGAGAAUCUUUAUUUGAGGCUGGAACAACCGUAUUAGACAUUCCUGUUUGAGACAAGGGAAAUCAGAACACUACUUCUGUUAAGUAAAUUGUCCUGCUGUAAACUUUUAAGUUGCUAGGUUCUGUAAUAUUUGUAGAUAAUUAAGCUGAUUAUUUGUUAUGCAAUGCAAGAGUGCGAAGUGUAGAUAAUUUCUAACAAGGUCUUUGUUCCAUUGUUAGCCACUUCCUUCGAUCACUAUCAUAAAUGUGAUAAGAUCUAAAGAAGACUGUAUAAGAAUAAUUUGCAUAAUUCGAAUAUACUGAUUGUCAAGAUAUUAAUCUGUGAUUUCAUUGGUUGAAGAUCUUAAAUUGAAAAGAUAAGAAAUAAUGCAGCAUCCAGGAGAAAAGACAGUUAGUUAGUGGACAUCCACAGAACAAGCGUGUUAUACUUUAAUGUUUAAUUUCUUGUUAGUUCGGUUAACCGACGUUAAAAGUGACACUAAAUUUCUUAUCUAAUUAUAUUAACUGGAUAACCAGUGUUCAAAAGCUGACUACUUAUUUUGUUAUAAAUUUAUACCUUUUGUUAAUUUGAACUAUUGUGGAUAAAAUAAAAAUAGUAAAAUUGCACAGAAA
Mercenaria mercenaria is the source of this 5453-nucleotide messenger RNA. RefSeq lists its product as uncharacterized. The transcript has 6 exons. Gene Ontology annotation, molecular function: L-malate dehydrogenase (NAD+) activity. Bases 237 to 935 code for a protein of 232 amino acids. The record is from RefSeq and is a predicted model, not a curated record. NCBI's taxonomy places the organism in Eukaryota, Metazoa, Mollusca, Bivalvia, Venerida, Veneridae. Gene Ontology annotation, biological process: tricarboxylic acid cycle; oxaloacetate metabolic process; malate metabolic process.